UUUAGCUAAGAUGACACUGAACAAGCCUAUUGUGCUCUUAUUACUGAUGAUCACAGUCUUAUGUAUGGCCAAGAACAAGAAUUGUUACCUUACGACAAGAAAUGAGACACUAAACUUGCAAGAGAGGCCAAUUGCCAAUCUCUUACUUAGUGAGCUAGAACUCACUCGUGAGAGUGAUAACACCAUGGGAAAAAGAGACAACCAAGAACCUAUCGAUAGAUCUCAAGAUGCAUCAAGCAUGACAACUAUUAAUAUUUUAGAUGAAACUUGCAUUGUCUGAGAAACGCCAAAUCAGAACUCAAAAUCCUCCUUAGUAAAGUGUGGGAUAACUCAGAAACAACUGAGUGAGUUUUUGCUUGCCAAAAACCCAAAAGACCAAUUGACUGAGGGCUCCUCAAGAAUGACAGAUGGGAGUAUUAUUGCAAUAGUGCUGGGCUCUACCUUCUUUGCAAGUCUAAUGGUUCUCUUUGUCUGCUACUUUAUCUACUAUUUCAAAAAGGUUGAAACAGAAAGAGCGAAUGGAGAGAGUGACAUUGAAAGGCAAUAUGAUUCUCGCCAUGAGAAGUUAAAUACUUCUUAAAGAUAUAUCCCAACAUAUUCUUUUCCAAGUGCUCUCUCAAUGACUGAGGAUGGCUACUUUCUGUGUUCGCCAGGUCUAAAAGUGAACUU
Molecule: messenger RNA, 669 nt
Organism: Moneuplotes crassus
Lineage: Eukaryota; Ciliophora; Spirotrichea; Euplotida; Euplotidae
Source: the annotation of a GenBank genome assembly